Castor canadensis (American beaver) is the source of this 1987-nucleotide messenger RNA. It is a transcript of the gene Rgs18, whose product is annotated as regulator of G protein signaling 18. NCBI's taxonomy places the organism in Eukaryota, Metazoa, Chordata, Mammalia, Rodentia, Castoridae. The record is from RefSeq and is a predicted model, not a curated record.
AACUGCACUUCAGUUCCUCAGUUCUUCACUUUUACAGAAGCAGAAGCAGAGCUCUUGAUGUUUUUUCUUUCUCUUUUCUACUUUUGCAAGCCUCUCUGAGAGAGUUUAGACAGCUUUUUGUUCCACCAUGUGUAACACGGGCAGCGUUAAUCGGUGAUCUCUCGUCUUAGAGAGAAGAAAUGGAAGCAUCAUUGGCUUUCUUUCCUCAACCAAACAUGUGUGAGUCCAAAGAAAAAACUUUUUUCAAGUUAAUACAUGGUUCAGGAAAAGAAGAAACAAGCAAAGAGGCGAAAACCAGAGCUAAGGAGAAAAGAAAUAGGCUAAGUCUUCUCGUGCAGAAAUCUGACUUACAUGAAGAGACUCACUCCACUAGAUCUGAGCCCUUGGACAAAGCAACGAGAGUCUCCCCUGAAGAAGCAGUGAAAUGGGGUGAAUCAUUUGACAAACUGCUUUCCCAUAGAGAUGGACUGGAUGCUUUUAUCAGGUUUCUUAAAACUGAAUUCAGUGAGGAAAACAUAGAAUUUUGGAUAACAUGUGAAGAUUUCAAGAAAAGCAAGGAAUCACAACAAAUUAACUUUAAAGCAAAAGCAAUUUAUGAGAAAUUUAUACAGAAUGAUGCUCCACAAGAGGUUAACCUUGACUUUCACACCAAAGAAGUCAUCACUAAGAGCAUCACUCAACCCACCCUCCACACUUUUGAUGCUGCACAAAGCAGAGUGUAUCAGCUCAUGGAACAAGACAGUUAUCCACGCUUUCUGAAAUCUGACAUCUAUAUACACUUGGUAGAAGGAAGAUCUCAGAGACCAAGAAAUCUUAGGAGACGAUCACGUUCAUUUACCUACAAUGAAUUUCAAGAUGUAAAAUCAGAUGUUGCCAUUUGGUUAUAAGGAAAAGUGAUUUUGCUCAUUUUGAUGAUAAACCUGUACAUUUGUUAAUGGUACAAUCCAUUUAUGUAAAGAAAUGGUUAUAUCUUUUGAAAUAAAAUAUACCAUGUGAAAGUAUUUUUAAAAUGUAAAUUGAAGCUUUUAUACUAAAAAUACACACUGUAGCUUCCUAUAUAUUUUCUUAAACUUUGCAUAUAAUUUAAUUAAAUCCAGGAUAAAAAUAUGUUCUUUAAUUAAGAGGCAGUGAAGAAGUAUUGUCAAUGCUUUAUAAGAUUCUGAGGUUAGGUAAAGGUUAAUAUUUUGUAAAACUGUCCACCAAACACUUAACUAUCUAGUGUGGAUUUUUCUCUAAUGUACACGAUAUAAUACCUAGAUGUCCAUAUGUGCAGACAGCAUUUUCUAAAAUGAUAAAUAUUCUGUUUCUCUCAGUAAUAGAAAGUUCAGAAGUGACCCAGUUCUUACAAUGGGAGGAUGAACACUUGUUCUUGAGUUACUAAUCCUGGCUCAGUAAUAGCAGUAUAUCACUUCUAGUUUAAAGCUAGCAACAGGAAGUUUUGUGAAAGCACAUUUGUCUCUACAAAUUUUCUAGGUUAAAUAUAGCCUGGCUGGUCAGUGAGAAUGGGAAGAAUGGGAACAUCACUUGGGCUCAUUCCUGUUGGCUGCAGUUCAGUUACAUGGAGUAUUUCUCCUGGUUGCAAAUGGUUGUUUGAAUGAUAAGCUGAGGAUCUCCCCAGAAGUAAUUAUGUCUCAUGUUUGUGCUUUUAAGAUUUGGGGUAGUAAUUAGAAAUGACAGGAAGUUAAAAAGAAGUGAGGGAGUCUAAGGUCCUGCAGGCUCAGGUAUCUGCCAGGCUUGCUCAUGUACACAGCAUGUUCUCCAUAAGUUAUAUUCCUUUUAUAAUUAUUCAAAUAAGAUUAUGCUAAUAAAUAUACAUAUGUCUCUAUUUUACAGAAACAUUUAUAAUCUUAAAUAUGCAUUGCGCACUCUGUAAAUACCUGUAUUUAAAGAUGCCAUAUAUUUGUCUUUGGUAAAUGUUAUUUUACCUAAAAUGUAAAAUAUGAAAACUUCAGAUUACCUGUAAUAAUAAACAUUUUGGAUUUCUUUA